Hyposmocoma kahamanoa is the source of this 500-nucleotide messenger RNA. RefSeq names its product 60S ribosomal protein L32 (gene RpL32). Lineage: Eukaryota; Metazoa; Arthropoda; Insecta; Lepidoptera; Cosmopterigidae. Bases 67 to 471 code for a protein of 134 amino acids. Gene Ontology annotation, cellular component: ribosome; cytosolic large ribosomal subunit. The record is from RefSeq and is a predicted model, not a curated record. The transcript has 3 exons. Gene Ontology annotation, molecular function: structural constituent of ribosome. Gene Ontology annotation, biological process: translation.
UCCUUUUCGUGCGGCCGUGUCACCGCGUGGUUUCGCUGCCGCGUUUCUUUGAAGAAACAAAUUAAAAUGGCUAUCAGACCAGUAUACAGGCCGACGAUCGUCAAAAAAAGGACGAAAAGAUUUAUCCGCCACCAGUCGGAUCGCUAUGACAAACUCAAACGCAACUGGCGCAAGCCCAGAGGUAUUGACAAUAGGGUGCGGAGACGUUUCAAGGGCCAGUAUCUGAUGCCGAGCAUUGGUUACGGCUCCAACAAGAAAACGCGUCACAUGCUGCCCAAUGGUUUCCGUAAGGUCUUGGUCCACAAUGUCCGCGAGCUAGAGAUCCUAAUGAUGCAGAACAGGAAGUACUGCGCAGAGAUCGCCCACGGCGUCUCCUCGAAAAAACGCAAGACCAUCGUGGAGCGCGCUCAGCAGCUCAGCAUCAGGGUCACCAACGCCGCCGCUCGCCUGCGCAGCCAGGAGAACGAAUAAACUUUAAAUAAAUAAGUUAAAAAAAGAAA